This is a messenger RNA of Naegleria lovaniensis, 1077 nucleotides long. RefSeq lists its product as uncharacterized. Gene Ontology annotation, biological process: phosphatidylethanolamine biosynthetic process; phosphatidylcholine biosynthetic process. The record is from RefSeq and is a predicted model, not a curated record. NCBI's taxonomy places the organism in Eukaryota, Heterolobosea, Eutetramitea, Acrasida, Naegleriidae. The coding region runs from base 1 to 1077 and encodes 358 amino acids. Gene Ontology annotation, molecular function: choline kinase activity; ethanolamine kinase activity. The transcript has a single exon. Gene Ontology annotation, cellular component: cytoplasm.
AUGAUGAAUAGGGAGGAAGAUGAAUUAAUUUUGGAAAUUAAACAACUCGUUGAAAGAGUGUUUUCUCUGCAAAAUAAGUUAUCAUCGGAUUUGCAGAUACAAAGACAAACGGGAGGAAACACCAAUCGAUUGUACAAGGUUACACUUUCCGACCAUACCAACAUUCUCGUACGAAUUAAUGGCUUGGAAACAGAGAGGCUUAUCGACCGAAAAAAGGAAUUACAUCACAUGAUCGAGUUGGGAAAGAGAGGAGUAGGCUCUCGUGUCUAUGCUGUAUUUCAAAAUGGAUUUAUUUAUGAAUAUGUUGAAGGAAAAUGUUUGCAGAAUGCACAGGAUGCCACACUGUAUUGCAAGGAGAUUGCUCACAAGUUAGCCGAGUGGCACAAAUUGAAAAUUCAAGACCACUACACCAACUCUCAAAUUUCACCUUCAUUAUUCACAUGUUUGAGGAAAUGGGUUGAACUUGUAAAGAAUAUGGAAUGGAAAGAUGAAAAAGUUAUGCGAAAAUUUGAGAAAGAAAUUGAUUUUCAAAGAAUUUGCAAUGAUGUAGAAGAAAUUGCCAAUUCAGCUUCGUUUGGCAUGAAAAAAGGUCACGACAGUUCGCAGCAACAACUUGCAGAUCCAACCAAUCUAGAUCAAGUGAUCGACCCUUUUACCAUUGGAUUUUGUCACAACGACCUGGUAAUUUUAAACAUUAUUGCGAGAGAAGAUGCGAUUGACACAAAAGUGCAAUUCAUAGAUUGUGAAUAUUGUGGAUACAACUACAGAGGUUUUGACAUUGGAAAUCACUUUAACGAAUAUUGUGGUUUUCAAAUGGACGAAAGUCUAUUUCCAUCUCAACAAAUUCAAGAAACAUUUGUCUAUGAAUAUUUGAAAUCUUUCGUUGACACUGCCCACAGUCAUGAAAUUACUCAACACCAUGUGAAACAAUUUCUCAAAUCCAUACCACUCUUCUGCAAAUUGUCACAUUUGUUUUGGGGUCUGUGGGCAAUCGUUCAGAGCAAUGUGUCAAAUUUAGAAUUUGACUUUCUCUCCUAUGCAAAGGGAAGACUAGAGUGGUACAAAAGAAUGGACUAA